AUGUCACAGGAGCAAUUUACAGAGAAUUUGAAGGUGAUUGUAGCUGAAAAGCUGGGCACUUUACCAAAUUUUCAUGAGGAUAUCAAAUAUGUCGCUGAGUAUAUUGUGCUAUUGAUGGUCAACGGUGGUACUGUUGAGACCGUUGUACAGGAGUUAUCGACCCUUUUCGAUUCAGUUUCACCAGAUUCUUUGACCGAUGUAGUUCAAACUGCUUUCUUUGCUCUGGAAGCUUUGCAGCAAGGGGAGACGGUGGAUAGUAUUGUGUCCAAGAUUAGAGGUAGUGGAAGUGCUCCAGUUGUUCCUGAGCCACAGCAGGUUCAGCAGGUUCAACAAAUUCAGCAGCCUCAGAUGAUGGCUCAACAGGAAGCCCUUGCCGCUCAAGAGCCUCUUUCCGCGUUUGCCAAUUUUGUUCCUAAACAGCCAGUGGCUCAGCCAGAGCAAUCUAAUGAUAUGGGAUCACAAACUCAGUACUCACAAAAAGUUGGGGCUGUUGGGAAGCAACGUGGCGGCCGCGGUGGUCGUGGCGCAUCUCGCGGUGCAUCUCGCGGUCACAGUAGGAAUCAAAACGCUAGAUUCAACCCACUGGCCAAAGCUCUUGGAAUUAACGGCGACAACGGUAACGUCAAUUUUGUUCACCAAAAGAAGGAAGGUCGUUGUAGACUAUUUCCACGUUGCCCAUUGGGUAGAUCAUGUCCUCAUGCUCAUCCAACUAAGGUUUGUAACGAAUACCCCAACUGUCCUAAACCACCUGGAACGUGUGAAUAUUUGCAUCCAAAUGAGGAUGAAGAUCUGAUGAGAGAAAUUGAAAAGACUCGUGAAGAAUUUCAACAAAGAAAGGCUGCCAUCAUUGCUGCAAGGACUAAGCCAGUAUCAACUGGUAUUGUUUUAUGUAAAUUCGGUGCUUUAUGUUCAAACCCCAUGUGUCCGUUUGGUCACCCCACACCUGCUGAUGAAGAUGCUAAAGUACUGGAGCUACUGUGGUGUGCGGACAAUCUACAAUGUUCAGACAAGAACUGUAAGAAAGCUCACUCGUCGUUAUCCAAGAUAAGGGAGGUGGCACCAUUGGGCCAAAAGAACUUCAGCAGACCUGGACCAGCAGCUCCUCGCGCACAAGAAAAAUCAUUGGAGCAAUGUAAAUUUGGUACUCAUUGUACCAAUAAGCGUUGUAAAUAUAGACAUGCUCGUUCGCACGUUAUGUGUCGUGAAGGUGCUAACUGUACCAGAAUCGAUUGUUUCUUUGGCCAUCCGAUCAAUGAGGACUGUAAAUUCGGCAUCGAGUGCCGAAACGCAAACUGUCUCUUCAGACAUCCUGAGGGGAGAGUUUUACCCCAAAAGACGAAAUCCGCUGCAGGCAACCAGACGUUCACACCAACGGACAACAAUGGUUCCAACACAAGUCAAAGAAUGUUUGCUCUACCCGAAGGCGCCCACAUCGAAAAUGCAGGGAACCAAGCAGGUCUACAGUCGAUACAUGCCAAUGCUCAACCAGAUAACGAUACUGAUAUGAGUUAA
Molecule: messenger RNA, 1512 nt
Organism: Torulaspora delbrueckii
Lineage: Eukaryota; Fungi; Ascomycota; Saccharomycetes; Saccharomycetales; Saccharomycetaceae
Gene: NAB2
Product: mRNA-binding protein NAB2
Exons: 1
Coding region: 1-1512 (503 amino acids)
Biological process (GO): regulation of mRNA stability
Cellular component (GO): cytoplasm; nucleus
Molecular function (GO): poly(A) binding; zinc ion binding
Source: RefSeq, a predicted model, not a curated record